CACACACACACAAUAACACUCCCUCCCUCUCUCUCUCUCUUUUUGACUCUCUCUCUCUCUCUCUCUCUCAGUUGUGCCUGGAUUGUGCUGGAACUAAAAUACUUCACAGGAUACUUACUCUGGACGUCAUUACAAUGGCUGACACCAACAGCACUCCACAAGAUUUAAUUCAUAAAUCUCAUAAAGCAAAAGAAUUCGCCUACUCUCCAUACAGCAAGUUCAGAGUAGGAGCAGCUCUACUCACACGUGAUGGAACAGUCUUUACCGGAUGUAACGUAGAAAAUGCCUCUCUGACUUUGGGCAUCUGCGCUGAGAGGGUCGCCAUCUCCAAAGCUGUGUCAGAGGGAUUUAAAGAGUUCAAGGCCAUUGCUAUAGCCAGUGACAUGGUGGAUGAAUUCAUCUCACCGUGUGGUGGGUGCAGACAGUUCCUGAGAGAGUUCGGCCUGCAUUGGGAAGUUUAUUUGUCCAAACCAGACGGCUCUUUCAUUAAGAUGACUGCCGGGGAGCUCCUUCCUGUCUCAUUUGGUCCUGAAGACUUGCUAAAGAGUAAAUGAUUCACACUGAGAACAGCCGUAAAGAUUAUUUGACUGAACAAAUAUGCUGCCAUUUGAGAAUGGAAAUGAUAAUUUUAUGUUAACUUAUAGGUUAAUAUAUUUAUAAAAUCAGUAUACACUGAAAGCGAAAUGUAAAAACUUUCAUGUAUGCAUGCAGUGAUAUUAAAAUAAAAUUAAUAUUAUUUAAUAAACA
This is a messenger RNA of Clarias gariepinus (North African catfish), 747 nucleotides long. It is a transcript of the gene cdaa, whose product is annotated as cytidine deaminase a. Bases 135 to 554 code for a protein of 139 amino acids. The record is from RefSeq and is a predicted model, not a curated record. Gene Ontology annotation, molecular function: cytidine deaminase activity; zinc ion binding. Lineage: Eukaryota; Metazoa; Chordata; Actinopteri; Siluriformes; Clariidae. The transcript has 4 exons. Gene Ontology annotation, cellular component: cytosol.